Nicotiana tabacum (common tobacco) is the source of this 1528-nucleotide messenger RNA. Its product is annotated as formiminotransferase cyclodeaminase-like protein. Gene Ontology annotation, molecular function: transferase activity; folic acid binding. The record is from RefSeq and is a predicted model, not a curated record. Lineage: Eukaryota; Viridiplantae; Streptophyta; Magnoliopsida; Solanales; Solanaceae.
CAUGAUCAAUCUCUUUCCUACACUCAACCCCAAAUUCUUUCUUUUUUCUAAGAACAGUAACAAGAAAAUGCUAAAGUUGAUGUUGGCUUGCUGUAAAGUGUACAUAUCAGAAAGCAGAAACAGGGCAGCUCUUGAAUCAAUUGAAAAAGCUGCUAAGUUAUUUCCAGAGGUUCCCAUUGUUAACAAAUUUGAAGAUGAGAUUUACAACAGAGUUGGUUACACCCUUGUCUCCAAAUUAUAUCCCAAUCCCUCAACUGAAUCUUGUCCCUUAAAAAAUGCUUCUUUUGCAAUGGUCAAAGCUGCAUUUGAGACAAUUGAUCUUCAACAGCAUUGUGGAACUCAUCCUAGGCUUGGUGUUGUGGACCAUGUUUGUUUUCACCCCUUGGCUAUCACUUCUUUGGAGUUAGUUGCUUCCACUGCUAAGUCUUUGGCAUUUGAAGUUGGUUCUAAUCUUCAAGUCCCGACCUACUUAUAUGGAGCAGCACAUCAAGAGGGAAGGUCACUUGAUUCAAUCAGAAGGGAGUUGGGAUAUUUCCAUCCUAAUUCAAGUGAGAACCAGUGGGCUGGUGGGCCAAAAUCGCAGACUUUGCAAUUAAAGCCCGAUGAGGGUCCUUCCCGAGCAACUCAAGCAAAAGGUGUGAUUACAAUCGGAGCUACCAGGUGGGUUGACAACUAUAACAUUCCCGUCUUCACCAAUGACAUAUCCAUUGUUCGUAAAAUUGCAAAGAGAGUCAGUGGAAGAGGAGGUGGACUUCCGUCAGUGCAAUCCAUGGCACUAACUCACGGAGGUGGCACAAUUGAGGUUGCUUGCAACUUACUGGAACCAGCUAGGAUUGGUGGCGACCAAGUACAGCUUGAAGUUGAGCGGCUUGCUAGGGAAGAGGGUAUUGCUGUCGGAAAGGGAUAUUAUACAGAUUUCUCAGAAGAAAAAAUAAUUGAAAGCUACUUGAAACUAGUUCAACAUUCUGACUAGAAGCUAGAGGAGCAAGUUAUUCUAUCCCCGUUCCUUUUUUCCUUCUCUUUUCGCUGUUUUGGCUGAGAUUUUCGAAGCCUCUUGACUUUGAGCUCCAGAGGUAAGCAAUAUGUGUGUACGGGUAAAUUCCUCCGGCUUAUCUACAUUUUAUUAUAGCACAUAAUAUCAUUAUCUUACUGCAUUUCUUAAACAUUCUUAUUCUCUUCAUAUACAUAGAGAGAGCUGUCUAAAUAAAAGGUUUCUUUCUUCAUUGUAAUGUGGUUGAUUGGACAUUCUUGAUCAGGAAUAGGACAUGUGCAAAAGUAUCAGACAAGAGAUGGAUAUGGAUUCUUAAAUCCAAUUUGCAUGGAAAAGAUUAAGCUUUGUAAUAGACAGUGAGUUUGUCAUAAAGCUGAAUACCAAAUGGUAAUAGAUAAGAUUAGGUGCAUGGAAUUAAUUUGUUAUUUUCUGGUUAGUCCUUCUCAUUGCCUUGUCACCCCAGCAACUCAUUUGUUUCUUCUUGUAUUCGUGUACAGUACCAUGGUCUGUUCUUGACAACUGAACUUGUGACUUCAA